UGGAUCAGGAGACCUGGACAACAUGAAAAAAUCUGCUGUAACUGCGUUGGCUUUGCUGUUUGUCGGCGUCUUCACAUUUGUCACUGCAGACCCAAAAAACAUCGCAGCUGAGUCUGGACAGGAUGUCACUCUGACAUGUCGAGCUUCAAAUAACAGCAUCAUAGUUGUUGAGUGGAGCAGAGCUGACUCUAAUACACAACAUGUCCUGUUGUACCGAGAUGAACAGUUCGAACCAGAAGAGCAGCAUCCAUCUUUUAAGAACCGGGUGGAUCUGCAGGACAGACAGAUGAAGGAUGGAGACGUGUCUUUGAUUCUGAAGGAUGUGACGAUUAAUGACACUGGAACAUACGAGUGUCAUGUGUUCAGGAAAAGACAAAAACAUGGACGGACUUCCCACUUGAAGACUGAGCCCAUUUGCAUCAUAAACCUGAGUGUUGUUGUUCCUCCAGGUCAGACAGGAGGAGACACAGAGGAUGGAUCUGUUGGACUGAUUGUUGGUCUGUCAGUUCCUGCUGUGCUUCUUGUUGUUGGUGGUUUUCUCAUUUACACAAAUCGUAGACAACAACAGGAUCCAUACCAGCCUCCAGUUGAACUCCAGCGUGUUUGAAAUCAUUCACAGCUUUUUCCAGCUGGUCUGUGAGUCUCCUGCUGCUGUUCCACUUCUCAAUGUUAUCAUUGAACAGAGGCAGACAUUGGGUUUUUGUGUAAUAACAUCAAAUACUCAAAUAGUCUGCUCUGUGUUCCAGCCUUAACUUUGGACAAAAUGGAUCUAGUAACGUCUUUUAAUUCUUAUGAUUUGGGUGAUCUGUAAUGGUUUAAAAAAACAAACAAAUCAACAAGAAAAAAAAACUUCCUCUUUGAUUCAGAAUUGCAAAAAUUCAAAGUAAUUAAAAAGAAUACUAUUGCCAUAGUAAUUAAGAUAUGUGACAGUCCAAUGUAUCUAAAAUAAGAGAAUGUCUAGGAGAUCUGGUUCAUAUUGGCUGAACUGACGUUUUUUGCUCCAGUAAUGUUUUUGAAUUUUAAUGAUUUUCACUACAAAGAGAAUAGAAUAUCUAGGAUAUAUCUUUCUAAUAAAAUCGUAAUAGCAGACUUCACAAAACUACAGCAAAGAAUCGUAUUUAGUUGAUUUUUUUCUGUUUAAUCAAAAACACGACAUUACAUUUUCAUGCAGCUUUCAUGCUGAAUUGAGU
Oreochromis aureus is the source of this 1190-nucleotide messenger RNA. RefSeq names its product sodium channel subunit beta-3-like. The transcript is spliced from 3 exons. Bases 23 to 607 code for a protein of 194 amino acids. NCBI's taxonomy places the organism in Eukaryota, Metazoa, Chordata, Actinopteri, Cichliformes, Cichlidae. The record is from RefSeq and is a predicted model, not a curated record.